Daktulosphaira vitifoliae (grape phylloxera) is the source of this 1621-nucleotide messenger RNA. RefSeq names its product hydroxyacid-oxoacid transhydrogenase, mitochondrial (gene T3dh). Bases 179 to 1570 code for a protein of 463 amino acids. Gene Ontology annotation, molecular function: metal ion binding; alcohol dehydrogenase (NAD+) activity. Lineage: Eukaryota; Metazoa; Arthropoda; Insecta; Hemiptera; Phylloxeridae. The transcript has 2 exons. The record is from RefSeq and is a predicted model, not a curated record. Gene Ontology annotation, cellular component: mitochondrion.
ACGUAGGUAAUAUUAUUAUCUUAGAAAAAUACGUUAUUAUGUACGUCAAUGAAUAUAUUAAAAAUGUAAUAACAAUAAGAAAAUUUAUAGCUAAUGAACUUUGAUUGAAAAAACUAACAUCGAACGACUGGGUUGUUUACUAAAUAACAAAAAAAUAGUUACCAAAAGUAAAAGAAAAAUGAGGUCCCGAGUAAUUAGUUUAAUGGACACAUUAAACUCUAUUUCUUGUAGAUGCCCUACUCAUUCUACUUUAGGUAUGUUACCCACAAGACUUAGUACUAACACUGAUCAAAAAGAGUAUGCUUUUGAAAUGGCAUGUUCUACAAUACGCUAUGGACCUGGAGUUACCAAAGAAUUGGGUAUGGAUAUGGUUAAUAUGAAUGCUAAACGUGUAUGUGUUAUGACUGAUUCAAAUCUGGUUAACUUGUCACCUGUCAAAGCUGUUCUUGACUCACUUACAAAAUAUGGUGUUCAGUAUGACCUUUAUGACAAGGUCAGAGUUGAGCCUAACGAAAAAAGUCUUAGAGCUGCUACAGAGUAUGUACGUAAUUUACAGUUUGAUGCAUUUAUUGCAGUUGGUGGAGGUUCUGUUAUGGAUACAUGCAAAGCAGCUAAUUUAUAUUAUUCAGAUCCAAAUUCUGAAUUUUUGGAUUAUGUCAAUCCUCCUAUUGGAAAAGGAAAACCAGUUACUGUACCGUUAAAACCUUUAAUUGCUGUACCAACUACUACUGGUACAGGUAGUGAAACAACUGGUGUUUCUAUUUUUGAUUUUGAAGAACUUAAAGCAAAAACUGGUAUUGCUAAUAGAGCACUAAGGCCAACAUUAGGUAUAGUCGAUCCGCUACAUGCACUUUGUCAGCCAGAAAGAGUGUGUGCAUUUAGCGGUUUUGAUGUAUUUGGUCAUGCUCUAGAAUCAUUUACAGCUAUACCUUACAAUGAAAGAAUGCCACGACCAACUAAUCCAAUUUUAAGACCAGCAUAUCAAGGACGUAAUCCUAUAUCUGAUGUGUGGGCUCGUUAUGCAUUAGAUAUUAUUAAAAAGUAUUUCAAAAGAGCAGUCUAUGAUCCUGAAGAUUUUGAGGCUCGUUCAAACAUGCAUUUAGCUUCAACAAUGGCUGGUGUUGGUUUUGGUAAUGCUGGUGUUCACUUAUGCCAUGCUCUUUCAUAUCCUAUCUCUGGUAAUGUAAAAGAAUAUCAAGCUACUGACUAUGUGACUGAUCAUCCUAUUAUUCCUCAUGGAUUAAGUGUCAUUAUGUCUGGUCCAGCAGUUUUUGAAUUUACAUCAUCUGCUAGCCCAUCACGCCAUUUAGAAGGAGCUAAACUACUGGGUGCUGAUAUAAGUAAUGUCAAAGAAGCUGAUGCUGGUAAGUUUUUGGCUGAUGUUAUUAGAGGUUACAUGCAAGACAUGAAAAUUGAUAAUGGAUUGUUAGCUCUUGGUUAUACUAAAAAUGAUAUACCAAAUUUAGUCAAAGGAACUUUACCACAACACAGAAUCACAAAAUUAGCUCCUCGAGAACAAUCUGAGGAAGAUCUAAGUAAUUUAUUUGAAAAAUCACUCACAGUUUUUUGAACUAAUGUGAAAAAUAUAUUUAAUAUAUAUUAUAUUGUAUGUUACUUAUAA